CCCGAGGCUGUUUAAAAGCUAAUGGAGUUUCCUGAAGGGACCAGCUUGAAGGUAGCAAACAGAGGCUUAAUAUUUUAUUCAGUGUUAAGCUGUUUAUACUGUACUGUGGCAGCAGGCAACUCUGACUAUCAAAGGAUCUGAAUUACGAGUCGAAGUGCAAGAUGAAGUUUUCCCUUUUGGUGAUUUUCUACUUGAUCAAUUCUCCUGGAGUUAGCUGUCAUUCAGACAGUGAUUCGGACAGUGAUUCAGACAGUAACGAGGUCAGAAGGAAUCAUCAUAGCACUAGCAGUGAGUCUGACAGUAAUGAGCGUGGCAGUCGUCCCCCACCGGUACCGUCCUUGACUUGGCUUGAUCUGUUGCCACUGCUUCAAAGACUGUUGACACCCCCUCCACCACGUACUGCUCCACCUCCAGUCCCAACUACAACCCGAACCACGACCCCAGUCCCAACUACAACCUCAACUACAACCCCAACCACGACCCCAGUCCCAACUACAACCUCAACUACAGCCCCAACUACGACUGCAGCCCCGACUACGACUGCAGCCCCAACUACAACAACUGUUGUUACUACCACCGAGAGUCGAGGAGACAACGGAUAAACUGGGAUGAUCUGAGAGAGACAGCAGAUUGAAUGGCUUUACUUCCAUGUUACAACAACAGAAAGGGUCCUCAGUUAUAUGGAAAUACAUUUUCUGGACUUUUUAUUGAUUCAUAUAUGUUGGCAGUAUUUUAUUAUGUUGAUGCCGUGUUUGAACCAGAUUUCAUUUACUUUUAUAAAAAAUUAUAAAUAUAUUAGUUAGUGGUACAUUUUUUAAAAUUUCAGUAUUGCUUCAGCAACAAUUUCCACAUUCCCAUGUAUUUUUUUCUUGACUCCUUUGAUGUUGAUGUUGAUGAUUAUCACUUUCUGUCCAAUUUUAAUCAGCAAAAUGUGUCCUUCUUUAUCUCUUUUUAUGUCUCAGGCUGUAUAAAACCAGAAGAAUGUAAUGAUAUAUGUGAUAUAUUUGUGUAUAUGUGUUUUGGAACAUUUGGUACAUUUGAGACAGGCACUUCGUCAGGGUGCAAUUAUGAGUUUUGUUGGAGGCUGGUCUCAGGACAGUGCUGGAGACACCUGUGGGAAGAUGCUGACGACAAGUCGGUGUAAUAUCCACCCAGUGGGCACACACAUCACCAUCCCUGGAUCAACGCAGCUUAAGAAAGGGAUGAGUCUUGAGCCGUUAAUACCUGACUCUUUGCUUCAUCAGUGACUCAGCCUUUUGACUAUUCCCAUCCAUUGCGUUCUACUGCCAACUCUGCAUUUAUUCACAGACACCUUGGCAAAAAUAUGCACAAUUGCAUUAACAUUCUCACAAAUAUACACCUGUCUCUUAUUGCACAGCCUAAUCACAUUUCUUCGUGUUGUGUUUGCACCAAAACAAAGGGUUUUGCACAGCUAGUCAUUAUGAAUGUAAUCUUAUUUCUCAGUUUUCCUCGAAUGUCAUGUGUAACCUGUAAACCUUGUUAAAUAAUGUAAACCAGUAAAACAACAAACAGAGGUUGGUGAAAAUCCAUACUUUCGGCUUAUGCACUGAAUGAUCACUUUUGCAUGUUUUUAUUGGGGGAGCGGUUUGAAAAAUUAAAUGUAACGUAAAGCAAGAUACAUGUUGACAUAGCGUUUUUGUUAUGGAUGCUGUGGCAUAUUCUGUAUAUUCACAAGAACAAUAUCAGAACCGGAGUAAAUACAGAUGCUGCAGUGCUGUUAUACUACAGCUAUUACAUCAACUUUCUGCCCCCGGCUUUUGUCUGCUCCCUUGUGUAUACCUGCAAUCUCUGACUGGGUUCAACUGAAAAGACAACAGUAACACAGUAAAUGUUACAGCACAAGAAUUAGUGACAAGGUCAUAUGUUUGUCAUGUCUUCUACAAAAUUUAAUUACAAUUAAAAGUUCUUUCAUGAUGAUACACAACA
Molecule: messenger RNA, 1947 nt
Organism: Scatophagus argus
Lineage: Eukaryota; Metazoa; Chordata; Actinopteri; Scatophagidae
Product: hepatitis A virus cellular receptor 1-like
Exons: 3
Coding region: 162-602 (146 amino acids)
Source: RefSeq, a predicted model, not a curated record